This is a messenger RNA of Torulaspora delbrueckii, 1413 nucleotides long. It is a transcript of the gene MDJ1, whose product is annotated as Mdj1p. Gene Ontology annotation, molecular function: heat shock protein binding; ATP binding. The transcript has a single exon. Gene Ontology annotation, biological process: protein refolding; response to heat. The record is from RefSeq and is a predicted model, not a curated record. Gene Ontology annotation, cellular component: cytoplasm. Bases 1 to 1413 code for a protein of 470 amino acids. NCBI's taxonomy places the organism in Eukaryota, Fungi, Ascomycota, Saccharomycetes, Saccharomycetales, Saccharomycetaceae.
AUGAACUUUAUCAGCAGAUCGUCACUGCCCAGACGGGCGUUUCUGAAUGCUUAUCCCCUUGUGCGUGCUUUCCAUUCCACUUCCAUUCGUUUGCAGGAUAUCAAGGAUCCGUAUGAGACUUUAGGUGUGGGUAAAAAUGCUUCUUCCUCGGAGAUUAAGAAAGCUUAUUACAAACUAGCCAAGAAAUUCCAUCCAGAUAUCAAUAAGGAACCCAAUGCAGAGGCCAAGUUCCACGAUUUGCAAAAUGCUUAUGAAAUUUUGUCCGAUGAUACAAAGAAACAGCAGUAUGACCAGUUUGGGGCAGCUGCCUUUAACAAUGGAGCAGGUGGACCUAGCGGUGCAGGCGGGUUUCAUGGAUUUGGUGGUGCGAACCCAUUCGGUGGUAGUGCUGGUGGAUUUGGCAAUUUUGGUGGGAUCAAUUUUGAAGAUUUGUUCGGGGCUGCAUUUGGUGGUGGAGGAGGUCGUGGAGGUCCCAGUGGUGGAGGUUCAUCGAUGUUUAGAGAGUACAAAGGUGAUUCUGUUGAAGUGAUACAUCGUAUGAAGUUCAAAGACGCUGUCUUUGGUGCUAAGAAUGCUAAUUUGCAAUUCUCGGUACUCGAUCCCUGUGGUGUUUGUCAUGGUUCGGGGCUCAAGAAGAACGCUCAGAGCUCUACUUGUCCCAGCUGUCAUGGGACAGGGACUACCGUGCAUGUUAGGGGUGGAUUUCAAAUGGCUUCCACUUGUAAUCAGUGUGGAGGUGAGGGAACAACUGUACGCCCUGAAGACGUUUGUAGCAAGUGUCAUGGUGAAGGUGUCGAACUCAACUCGCAGAGAAGUAUUAGUGUUGAUUUGCCUCAGGGUCUACAAGAUGGUGAUGUCGUUAGAGUACCUGGACAAGGUUCUUACCCACACUUGGCUGUGGAUCCUAAGAUGAAGAAUUCGGUUAAAUUGCACAGAGGUGAUGUUCUUGUCCGGAUCCGUGUUGAUAAGGACUCUAGGUUCUCGAUCAGAAACAAGACCGAUAUCUGGUUCACUAAAGAGAUUCCAAUUACCACAGCAGCACUCGGUGGACAGGUUACUAUUCCCACUGUCGAUGACACCCAAAUUAGGCUAAAAGUGCAACCCGGAACCCAACACGACCAGGUCAUCUCGAUACCAAACAUGGGUGUACCACGUAUAGGUGGUGAACGUGGUGCCAUGAAGGUCCAAUACAAGAUUGUUAUUAAGAAACCACAGUCCAAGGCGGAAAAGUGUCUGUGGGAGGCUCUCGCAGACGUAACCAACGACCAAGCAGCUAGACGAACUGAGACGACUUCACAUUCGCCCGAAUCUACAAACAGCACAGCUACUACGAAUCCUGAUAACCCCAGUGCAUUGGGCAGACUCGAAAAAUUCAUCAGUAAUACAUUCAACAAGAUCAAAGGUGAUAAAUAG